Messenger RNA from Amorphotheca resinae ATCC 22711, 441 nucleotides. RefSeq lists its product as hypothetical. The coding region runs from base 1 to 441 and encodes 146 amino acids. The record is from RefSeq and is a predicted model, not a curated record. Lineage: Eukaryota; Fungi; Ascomycota; Leotiomycetes; Helotiales; Amorphothecaceae. Gene Ontology annotation, biological process: response to oxidative stress; protein repair. Gene Ontology annotation, molecular function: peptide-methionine (R)-S-oxide reductase activity. The transcript has 2 exons.
AUGUCUUACCCGCUUCAGAAGAGCGACGACGAGUGGCGAACCGUCCUCUCCAAAGAACAGUUCCGCGUGUUGAGACAACAAGGAACCGAAGCGCCAUACACUGGCAAAUACGACAAGCACAUGCCCGAGAAGGGCGUCUACACCUGCGCGGGCUGCGACGCGCCGCUCUAUACCGCGAAGCACAAGUUCAAGUCUAACUGCGGCUGGCCUGCGUAUUUUGACAGCAUCCCCGGGGCUGUGACGCGCCACACAGAUAACUCGUUUGGCAUGGCGAGGACGGAGAUCGUGUGCUCAAACUGCGGGGGGCAUCUGGGGCAUGUGUUCCAGGGGGAGGGAUAUGAUACGCCGACAGAUGAAAGGCACUGUGUUAAUAGUGUGAGCUUGAAGUUCUCACCGGACGACCCGGUUCUUAAUGGAAAGGGAGCUGAGAGUAAGGUCUGA